Clonostachys byssicola is the source of this 1200-nucleotide messenger RNA. NCBI's taxonomy places the organism in Eukaryota, Fungi, Ascomycota, Sordariomycetes, Hypocreales, Bionectriaceae. The record is from the annotation of a GenBank genome assembly.
AUGAGCGAGCUACAACGUGCCUGGGCCAGGCAGAAAGUGGGAUUCCCCCAAGAUGUUUUCAUUGAGGAAGAUGAAUACCAGGAGUCUGACCAGCUGGGCGAUCUUCCAGAUCAAAUGGACGAUGAUUCGUCCUCUGCCUCUUCGGUUUCAUCAACAGGAACCAUCAUCCCAUCGCCCAACCAGAAGCUUUUCGCCAGACCUCAGAGUUUCGCACGAGGUAGAACCCUUGAACAAAUACCAUGGACAACGUAUUUUGAAAGAGAGCUCUACCUUCACCAGCCAGAAAAUUCCGGGAUAGUCUAUCACGCAUAUCUGAGCUCACCGGUCGAAAAAGGGCCGCUGUUUGUCAUGCACCACGGGGCCGGAUCCUCGGGGCUCUCAUUCGCGGUAGUAAGCUCAGAAAUAAGGAAGAGACUACCGUCAGCAGGGAUUUUGGCAAUUGAUUGUCGAGGCCAUGGCUCAACCACGGCCCCCGAAGGCCCAGACCUGGAUCUCCGUCUCGAAACACUCUCCUCAGACCUCCAUGCGGUUAUUCAAUUAACUAAAUCGGAGAUGAGAUGGCAAGAGCUGCCCCCUAUCAUGCUGGUUGGGCAUUCACUGGGCGGCGCUGUCGUCACCGAGCUGGCGAAAUCAGGUAAACUGGGAACUUCUCUACUGGGCUAUGCAGUUCUUGAUGUGGUCGAGGGCUCGGCAAUGGAUGCCCUGCAGAGCAUGCAGACCUAUCUCUCAACACGGCCUGGGGGCUUCGUCUCCUUGGAGGCUGGAAUAGAGUGGCACGUGAGAUCCCGAACAAUUAGGAACUCCAUCUCAGCUCGUACUUCUGUGCCGGCUCUUCUGGUAUUGCCAGAAAACCGGCAAGAGAACGACACCAGGCCCUGGAAAUGGAGGACCAACCUCGCAGCAUCACAACCAUUCUGGGAGGAUUGGUUCGUUGGGCUCAGCAAAAAGUUUCUUGGGGCCAAGGGGGGCAAACUACUUCUUCUAGCGGGCACCGAUCGACUUGAUACGGAGUUGACAAUCGGCCAAAUGCAAGGCAAGUAUGCACUUCAGGUGUUUCCCGAGGCUGGUCAUUUCAUCCAUGAAGACCUGCCUGAGAAGACAGCUGUGUCAUUGGUAGACUUCUAUCGCCGAAACGACAGGGGUGCAUUGGUGCUGCCGCCAAAAGUAUCAGAUCUCCUGAAGCAAGGAAAAAGAGUGUGA